AUGCAACUCAAGACAGCGGGAUUGACGCCAACGCCGUCUGGCGCUCAAUGGUCACCAGAAAGCGUGGCCGUCGGGGCCUUUCCACAUGCCGCUGCUGUACAUGGCUGGAGUACUGGGUAUGGGUUUGACGCGUUUAGUGAUCCCGAGUGGCGGGAUUCGUCUCUGAGUCCAACCCCUCCGCAACCUGCCUUUUUCGAUACUCCAUUUCUCCAUCCUGAGGACGAGGUUUGGAAUGCAUUCACCAAUCUCGGCUCACCUGAUUCAUCUGCCUCCGAUAUGUCAAGCCCGGGCGUGCUUCUACCCGGUUUUAUCCAGCCUCUGCCAAUGAUGAUGAAUCCAACGACAAUCGAGUAUCUUUAUGUGAAUGGGGUGUUUAGCUUGCCGACUACUCAACUCCAAAAUGCACUUCUGCAAGUUUUCGUCGAUUGUGUACUCCCGAGCAUGCCAAUUAUUGAUUGGCCUGCAUUUAUCAAUGCCGUCUGCAACCGAGAUAGUGACCAUGGAUCCAUGAGCCUUUUCCUAUUCUACGCCAUCAUGGUCUCGGCGAGUACCUUUGUGGAUCUGGGUCAACUUCAAGAGGCUGGUUAUUCGACGCGACAAGAGGCCCAGGAAGCCUUCUAUACUAAAGCCAAGCUUCUCUACCAAGCUGAAUACGAGCCCAACACCAUCACCGUAGUCCAGGCACUUCUUUUCAUGACAUACAGACUUGAAACAGCAGAUGGCGACGACAGCCGAUACUGGUGCUCGAUCGCGACCUCCACGGCCCAGUCCAUAGGUCUCUUCCGAGACGUCGCGGGAGUGAAAAACGUUCGACUUAAUCCGAAGUUCUGGAAACGACUAGCCUGGACCUGCUACACAACCGACUGCCAGAUCGCACUCAGACUCCGAUGUCGCCCAAUAAUUCACAGCUCAACCUUCUGCCAUCAAAUGCUGACGGAAGACGACUUUGAGCUCUAUAAUCUGUCUCCCGAAGCACUGGUCCAGUCUCUCGGGUACCCAUUAUCACACAGCAUCAACGUCCAACAAGACCUCGCACUAAUGUGCAUCGCUAAUGCGACGCUCUGUGUAUCAAUAAGUGAAGUCCUCGACCUGCAAGGCAAAAGUCGUACACAUCAAGGUUCUUUCACAUCCGCCUCGUCCCCAACAAACAGCGAAACAACCGAUCACAAUGCUCGAAUCUCCGCCGUUGAACUCAAAUUAGCAGAAUGGGCAAGCACAUUCCCAUCAUCCAUUCAGACAUAUACCUUCGAAACAAACAACAUUAACGAUGAAAAUACUCUAUCAUUACAACGAAACCUCCUUCACAUGCAAUUCUACACCACCAUCGCCGUAUUCUAUCAAUCACAGCCACUACCUUCCUCUACAUUCUGCGUUCAAUACGCCGCGCGGCAAAUUACUCAGAUCGCAUCAGAUCUAUAUCAAAAGAAACUUCAUCGACGUGUACCGAUCGUCGGCGUGACAGCAAUUCUCGUUGCAUUGAUUAUCCACAUUCCCGGAACAAAGAAAGCAGACCCACAGGAAAGGGCACAGGCGUUUCAAAACUUUCAGCUUGGGUUGGAGGUCAUGGCAGACCUGCAGGAUGUCUACCAAGAAGCCAACCAGGUUAUGACGUGGGCUUAUAAAAUUUUAGAGAAUGUUGUUGAGGUUCCAUUCUCUCAAACUGUGCAGGGUGUUCAUAGUCCGCCGCAGGUUGCUUCUUGUUUGUCUAUGAGCGUGCCACAGGUCAUGUAA
Messenger RNA from Penicillium longicatenatum, 1731 nucleotides. RefSeq names its product fungal specific transcription factor domain-containing protein. The coding region runs from base 1 to 1731 and encodes 576 amino acids. The transcript has 3 exons. Gene Ontology annotation, biological process: DNA-templated transcription. Gene Ontology annotation, molecular function: DNA binding; zinc ion binding. Lineage: Eukaryota; Fungi; Ascomycota; Eurotiomycetes; Eurotiales; Aspergillaceae. The record is from RefSeq and is a predicted model, not a curated record.